CUCAAUCCCCCUCCAGAUCCUCCCGCCCGGCUUCUUUUGGAGCGUGGCCCGCUCGUAACCACGACACGUCUCGGGGCAUUGGUCCAUCAAUAGGUCAACCACCGACUCUUCUGAGUCUUCUCUUCACUCUCAUAUCCAUAACCAUCCCCGUCUUCGGCCGGUGAUCCUUUUCCACUUCCAUAAUCCGGCUCCAGCUUCCGGCGGGAUUGCAAAGCAGCAUUGAUUUGAUGGGGGCAACCAGCAAAUAAAAACCAAAGCUGCGCCUUGAUAAACAAACCAAAAAUGAGUUGUAAAGCACCACCACAAACCACCCAAGAGAACAAAAUGUCACAAGCGGAGACGCGCGUCACGACAGGGCAGCCACCUUCAUGCCGUUGAACCCGGACGGACAGGCAGGAUUGACUGGAAAGUUAGAGAUUGCUACCUCCACAGGAAGAGAACCACCCCCUAGCUCCUUUCACGUUUCGGCCCCUCAUGAAAUGUUUAUGCCAUCCAUGGUCCUGCAUCAUAACAUCCCGUCCCUGAGACACAGUUGUGAAACGCCACAUCUGAGUGGGAGAAAAAGGGCCAGUCGGGAGCUCGCUUGUUGUUUUACCUAGGUAGGCCUCUCUGUACGCUCCCUUCCUCGUCCUUUUCUUUCUUUGGCUUGACCUAGGUAAGCACUUGGCACCAACAUUUCCGCAUAAACAACGCCACGGUAACGCGAGUAGAUUAAGCAUAUUCCAAUUUCUGCCAAGCAAGGUUGAUGCCUUUGUGAAUUGACUGACCAUUGCAGUGAUCAACGUAAAUAUAUGUCUACACAGCCCACAAAUUAGUAUGCGCCAUUUGUGAUGCCUCAGACAAGAGAAGCUAUUUGGGCUUUCCGGCCCGUUCAAAAUAGAAGCAAAGUGGA
This is a messenger RNA of Pyricularia oryzae 70-15, 892 nucleotides long. RefSeq lists its product as uncharacterized. The transcript has 2 exons. Bases 369 to 599 code for a protein of 76 amino acids. The record is from RefSeq and is a predicted model, not a curated record. NCBI's taxonomy places the organism in Eukaryota, Fungi, Ascomycota, Sordariomycetes, Magnaporthales, Pyriculariaceae.